Molecule: messenger RNA, 1302 nt
Organism: Aspergillus oryzae RIB40
Lineage: Eukaryota; Fungi; Ascomycota; Eurotiomycetes; Eurotiales; Aspergillaceae
Product: NAD(P)/FAD-dependent oxidoreductase
Exons: 3
Coding region: 1-1302 (433 amino acids)
Molecular function (GO): L-pipecolate oxidase activity; sarcosine oxidase activity; proline dehydrogenase activity
Source: RefSeq, a predicted model, not a curated record
AUGGAUAAGAACAGCAGAAUCGUCAUUGUUGGGGCAGGCGUGUUCGGCCUGUCCACGGCUGCCAAGCUGGCGUCGGAGGGCUACAAAUAUGUUACGGUUGUUGAUCGCCACAUGCCGCCUGUUCCGGAUGGCUCCAGCUCGGAUAUUUCCCGUGUUAUCCGUUUCGAUUACGCCGACGAAGACUAUCUCAACAUUGCAUACGAAGCAUACCAGAAAUGGUCUCAAUUACCGAAAUAUCAAGGCAUCUUCUUCAAAGCACCUUUCAUUCUUACUGGCAACACCACUGUACAUGGUCGGGCCUGGAUUGAAAAGACGACGGCUGCACUAACCAAGAAACAGCUGCCAUGGGCGAAGCUGGAUAGUGCUGCGGCCGCAAAGAGUAGAUACCCUAUUCUAAGUGGGACUCUCGCUACUCCUAAUUUCACCGGCUACUAUAAUGAACAGGCAGGAUGGGCAGACGCCAAUAAGGCUGUCAGCCAGCUUCGCGACGAUUGUCUUGAACUCGGCGUGUCAUUUAUUUGCGGUCGCGCAGGCACAGUUAUCAGCCUCGACACAGAUUCGCAAAAGAAGAUCAAGGCUGUUCGGACUCUUGCGGGAACCUCGAUUGAAGGUGAUCACUUCAUCCUUGCUUCCGGUGCCUGGACCUCGGGAUUGGUGGAUAUGUACAACUCGACUUUGGCAACCGCCCAGGUCAUCGGCUACACGCCGCUCACGGAUGCUGAAGUGAAGAAGUACAAAGAUGUUCCCAUUUACGCCAAUUUCAACACGGGUUGGUUCAACUUCCCUUCGCAUGACGAUACCAAAACACUCAAAAUGGCCGUGCAUGGAUGGGGCUACACACGUGCACCUACCGCCGAAGAUCAUCAGAGCGUAAAGACUAAUAUCUCGUCGCCUCCGUUGAUACCCCCUCGUCAACGCGUCAAUUUUACUCCACCAGAUGGAGAAGACCGCCUUAGGACUGGUCUGCGUGAGAUCCUUCCGGAAUUAGCCGAUCGCCCGUUUGAGCGGGUGGCGCUCUGCUGGUAUACAGACACACCUUCCGGUGAUUUCAUUAUGGACUCUCACCCCGAUUACAAGAACCUUUUCAUCGCUGGAGGGGGUAGUGGACACGCAUUUAAAUUCCUCCCUGUCUUAGGCGACUACACAUUCCUGGCGUUCACGAAGCGUCUUCCAGAGCAUUUGGCGAAGAAGUGGCGGUUCCGGACUGAGUACAAAGACGAUAAAGAUACUUUCUUGGGAGACGGAAGUCGCGGAGGGCCCGCCAGACGGGAAUUGCAUGCUCGGGAAAGGGCUAAAUUGUAG